This is a messenger RNA of Cololabis saira (Pacific saury), 378 nucleotides long. Its product is annotated as histone H4-like. The record is from RefSeq and is a predicted model, not a curated record. NCBI's taxonomy places the organism in Eukaryota, Metazoa, Chordata, Actinopteri, Beloniformes, Belonidae. Gene Ontology annotation, molecular function: protein heterodimerization activity; structural constituent of chromatin; DNA binding. Gene Ontology annotation, biological process: nucleosome assembly. Bases 1 to 378 code for a protein of 125 amino acids. Gene Ontology annotation, cellular component: nucleosome. The transcript has 2 exons.
AUGGAGCAAUAUAACCAACAGUUGGUGACUGUUGGCCACAUUCAUCAGUUGAAUCUUCGAGCAAACAUGAGCGGACGAGGAAAAGGAGGAAAGGGUCUCGGUAAAGGAGGCGCUAAGCGUCACCGUAAAGUCCUCCGUGACAACAUCCAGGGAAUCACCAAACCCGCCAUCCGCCGUCUGGCUCGCCGCGGGGGGGUGAAGCGUAUCUCCGGUCUGAUCUACGAGGAGACCCGCGGUGUGCUGAAGGUCUUCCUGGAGAACGUGAUCCGUGAUGCCGUCACCUACACCGAGCACGCAAAGAGGAAGACGGUGACCGCCAUGGAUGUGGUGUACGCGCUCAAGAGACAGGGACGCACCCUGUACGGAUUCGGGGGUUGA